ACCGAACCUGCUUUACAGCUCAAAUCGUCGUCCGUAGAAACGCAUGUUGAUGCCACACCCAGCGGCACGCGGGCUUCUCACAAACGCCUCGUGGCCAAGGUCGCGCGAGUCGCCGGGCUGGGCGGGCGGGCGUGCCUCGGGGAAUCGCCGUCCCGCCUCCGGGCGAGCAGAGCCCCGCCCCGCGCACCGCCCGGGCCCGCCCACGGUCAAGAUGGUCCCUGGUCCCGCCCGCGGGCCACUCUGCAGGGACCGCGAUCCCGGGCCAGCUUCCGACGAUGGAGAGGAGGGCUCGGAGCUCCUCCAGAGAGGCCCGCGGGAGAGGCGCCGGAUCCCCCCACAGGGAGGACAGGAGGGCGAAGACCCAGAGGGGCGGCGGUGGCCGUGGGCGCCGGGACGCCGGGCGGGAGCGGGCGGGCAGCCGGGGGGAGCCCCCAGCGCCCGCAGCCACCGUGGUGGACGUGGAUGAGGUCCGCGGCUCCGGUGAGGAGGGCACCGAGGUGGCGGCGCUGCUGGAGAGCGAGCGGCCCGAGGAAGGUACCAAGUCUUCAGGUUUAGGUGCCUGUGAAUGGCUUCUUGUCCUCACAUCCCUGCUCUUCGUCAUUGUGACCUUCCCUUUUUCUAUCUGGUUCUGCAUAAAGGUUGUACAGGAGUAUGAGAGAGUAAUAAUAUUCCGACUGGGACAUCUACUUCCUGGAAGAGCCAAAGGCCCUGGCCUUUUCUUCUUUCUGCCCUGCCUGGAUACCUACCACAAGGUCGACCUUCGUCUCCAAACCUUGGAGAUACCCUUUCAUGAGGUUGUGACCAAAGACAUGUUUAUAAUGGAGAUAGAUGCCAUCUGCUACUACCGAAUGGAAAAUGCCUCUCUUCUCCUGAGCAGUCUUGCUCACGUGUCCAAAGCUGUCCAGUUUCUUGUGCAAACCACCAUGAAGCGUCUCCUAGCACAUCGCUCCCUCACUGAGAUUCUUCUAGAGAGGAAGAGCAUUGCCCAAGAUAUGAAGGUGGCCUUGGAUUCAGUGACCUGUAUCUGGGGAAUCAAAGUGGAGAGAACAGAAAUUAAGGAUGUGAGGCUGCCGGCCGGGCUCCAGCACUCACUGGCUAUGGAAGCCGAAGCGCAGAGACAGGCCAGAGCGCGGGUGAUCGCUGCGGAAGGGGAGAAGGCCGCCUCCGAGUCCCUGAGAACAGCAGCUGAGAUCCUAGCGGGCACUCCGGCUGCCGCUCAGCUGCGAUACCUCCACACGCUCCAGUCCUUGUCCACAGACAAACCUUCCACAGUGGUUUUGCCUUUGCCGUUUGACUUGCUAAAUUUCCUGUCUUCCCCCAGCAACAGAGCUCAAGGAAGCCUCCCCUUACCAAAUCCUUCCAGACCUGUUGAGCCACCAAAUCCUAAAAAGAAAGACUCUCCCAUGUUAUAGGAAGAGCCAAGGGUAACGUGACUGGAAGGGGCCUGACUUAUAACAGCCACAUCCCUGAGUCAGGCACUCUGUCCUCACCUCCUGCCCUUUCUUUGGUUGCCAUAUGGAAUGCCCUUGGAAUGCACACAGUCACAAUUCAGGAAUCUGCAUGAGAAGACGAUGAGAUGAUGUAAUGACAGAGAAACCAUAUAACAGGUUUAGAUGCCUCAUUUAAUCAGAGUAAUUAUGGGAAAGAGCUUUAGCCAACAUUCUACUUUGGAAAGACCCAAAGAUGUGGGUCAAAUGUGCUCCGUAGCCCUUUCUACCUGCCCCUAUUAUUGUGUUCAUCACACUUUACUGUAAUCUUGUACUUAAGAUUCAGGCUUCUCUCCAACCAUACUAUGAACUCCUCACAGGCACGUCUUGGUCAUUUUCUCCCUGACCACACUCAACCUUGUAUGUUCUACCCUAUAUUCACAUCUAACCUUGAUAAUUGCACCAUAGUGACACUUGAAUAUUCCUGAGUAAAAGAAAAAAAAUAAGAUACACUUGGUCUGGAUAUAAAGUUUACACCUAAUUAAAGAAUUUAAAAGGA
Felis catus (domestic cat) is the source of this 1986-nucleotide messenger RNA. RefSeq names its product NPHS2 stomatin family member, podocin (gene NPHS2). The record is from RefSeq and is a predicted model, not a curated record. Gene Ontology annotation, cellular component: plasma membrane. The transcript has 8 exons. Lineage: Eukaryota; Metazoa; Chordata; Mammalia; Carnivora; Felidae. Bases 276 to 1412 code for a protein of 378 amino acids.